AUGAACACCUUCAAGACAUACAGUGAACGUGCUGCUCGACACCCCAACGCUUGUGCUCGUGCUCUUUUCGAGCUCAUGGAAAGAAAGCAAACCAACCUCUCUGUUGCUGCCGAUGUCACCACCAAAAAGGAAUUGCUUGCUAUUGCCGAUGGCGUUGGUCCUUUCAUUUGCGUCCUCAAGACACACAUUGAUAUCGUUGAAGACUUUGAUCAAGAUCUCGUGGAUCAGUUGACGCAGCUUUCCAAGAAACACGACUUUAUGAUAUUCGAGGAUCGCAAGUUUGCUGAUAUUGGCAACACUGUGAAGCAUCAAUAUGGCAAGGGCAUCUACAAGAUUGCAUCAUGGUCUCAUAUCACCAACGCACACACUGUUCCCGGUGAAGGCAUCAUCCAUGGCUUAAGAGAUGUGGGUCUUCCUUUGGGUCGAGGAUUGUUAUUGUUGGCCGAGAUGUCAUCCAAGGGCGCAUUGACACAAGGUGCUUACACUUCCGAAUCCGUUGCCAUGGCUCGUCGCAACCAAGACUUUGUAUUUGGCUUUAUUGCUCAACAUCAAAUGAACGAGCAUGAUGAUGAGGACUUUGUGGUCAUGGCACCUGGUGUUGGUUUGGACGUAAAGGGCGAUGGUCUUGGACAACAAUACCGUACACCUGAUCAAGUUAUCAAGGAAAGUGGCUGUGAUGUGAUCAUUGUCGGCCGUGGUAUCUAUGGCAACCCCGAUCAAGUCGAGUACCAAGCCAAACGAUAUCGUGAUGCUGGAUGGAAAGCCUAUUUAGAACGUGUGCAAAAGCAGUAG
This is a messenger RNA of Lichtheimia ornata, 792 nucleotides long. RefSeq names its product orotidine 5'-phosphate decarboxylase. The record is from RefSeq and is a predicted model, not a curated record. Gene Ontology annotation, biological process: 'de novo' UMP biosynthetic process; 'de novo' pyrimidine nucleobase biosynthetic process. NCBI's taxonomy places the organism in Eukaryota, Fungi, Mucoromycota, Mucoromycetes, Mucorales, Lichtheimiaceae. The transcript has 3 exons. Gene Ontology annotation, cellular component: cytosol. Gene Ontology annotation, molecular function: orotidine-5'-phosphate decarboxylase activity. The coding region runs from base 1 to 792 and encodes 263 amino acids.